Molecule: messenger RNA, 999 nt
Organism: Botrytis deweyae
Lineage: Eukaryota; Fungi; Ascomycota; Leotiomycetes; Helotiales; Sclerotiniaceae
Exons: 3
Coding region: 1-999 (332 amino acids)
Source: RefSeq, a predicted model, not a curated record
AUGGCUGGUGCACCACCACCACCUCCUCCCCUUCCUAUACCACCCCCGGGCCCCCCGGCGGGAACGCUAAUCAACGGUGCUCCGGCAAGUAGAAUCACCGCCUCCAUGAACACCCUCGCGCUACUCCCCAUCCUCCGCAACACGACUAUGCGUCCCAACCGCAACCUGCUCGUCGGACCCCGCCGCAUUCUAAACGAAGAAGCAUGGCUAGCAACCCAAGUCGGUACUCUCCAAGCACGUCCUUGCACCAAUUGCAGGAAGGGAAAUGGUCCGUUUACCGAUUGUGUGGUGGCCGAUGGCCAUUUCAAAGAGGCGUGUACGAAUUGCUAUUACGGGGGGCAGGGGAGCAGAUGUUCGUUGAGACAUGAGCAUCAAAACGCAGUAGCUCAUCUUCAAGCAGAAGCCGAAGAUGCUCCUGAUAUUCCGGGUAUGGCGCCUGCGAAUAAUUUCGGUGGCCAGCUGGGUGAUUUAGCAGGAGUGGCCGUCGGUAUUGCUCAGCAGGGUAUUGGUGCUAUUAUCAUACCCGCGCAAGGAGUUCCUCCUGCAGCGAAUGUUCCUCGUGGGGGAGGCACCGGUGGUCCAAAGCGUAUUGCGCCGUUAUUGGUGGGACCGGUGGGUAUUGGGUUGGCUGGUGCAGCUGCGGGGGCUGCGGCGAUUUUGGUGGCUCCGCAGGGCCCUGGCGUAUUUGGGGGGACUAACGCAUCUAGAGCGCGUGCUGCUAGAGGGUUGAGUGAUGUAGAGUUGGAGGCGCACAGGAUUAGGUUGAGGGCUGAGUUGGCGAGAGCUUCGGCUGAGUUGGAUGCUGUUAGGGGAGAGCAGAUUAAUAGGGAGGCGUUGGGAAAUGAACAUGAGGAAGACGAGGAGGAAGACGAGGAAGAAGAUGAAGAGGAGGAGGAGGAUGAAGAAGAAGAGGAGGAGGAGGGUGAGGAUGACGAAGAAGAAGUCGCAGCGCCGCCGCCAGCCAAAAAGCCGAAGCAUGGAAAGAAGAUAAAGAAAUAA